Messenger RNA from Hemicordylus capensis (graceful crag lizard), 2263 nucleotides. RefSeq names its product solute carrier family 19 member 1 (gene SLC19A1). Gene Ontology annotation, cellular component: apical plasma membrane; plasma membrane; basolateral plasma membrane. Gene Ontology annotation, biological process: folate transmembrane transport. The transcript is spliced from 6 exons. Gene Ontology annotation, molecular function: folate:monoatomic anion antiporter activity; folic acid binding. NCBI's taxonomy places the organism in Eukaryota, Metazoa, Chordata, Lepidosauria, Squamata, Cordylidae. Bases 374 to 1834 code for a protein of 486 amino acids. The record is from RefSeq and is a predicted model, not a curated record.
UUUUUCUUUUUCUUUUUUCUCUUUCGCCUUUUCUCCUCCCCCCUGUCCCCGUGGUGUCAUCAUGGCAGCGUAGGUAGGAGCCACGUGAACUCGGCAUUGGACUUCAUCGGUCGUGAGUGUGGCCAAACGCUCGCGAUCCCAUCCUUGUUGCUUGUAGGGCCCGUAGCAAGCCCCACAAUAGCUAGACGACAGAGCGCCCCAAUGCAACUCGCUUGAAUCGCUUCAAGGGAUGGACACACUGACAGGAUAUACCUCUACAAAUUGUGAGACUGUGUGCAGCAAAGGGACAAAGAGCCUGAACAACCAACUGCUCUAGAUGCGUGGAGUUCAUUGAAAAGAGCCAUCUUCUCCUAACACUUGACGCUGGUGAGCUAUGGCUGCUGAGACUAAAAACGCUGAAAAACAGCCCCCCAACCCUCCACCAGACCCACGCUGGAAGUUCCUUGUCUUCUACCUUUGUUUCUAUGGCUUUAUGAACCAGAUCAGACCUGGAGAGAGCUUCAUCACUCCCUACCUGGUGGGAACUGAGAAGAAUUUUACCAAGGAAGAGGUCACCAAUGAAAUCACACCGGUGCUCUCCUAUUCCUACAUGGCCGUGCUGGUGCCCAUCUUCCUGCUGACUGACUACCUGAGGUACAAGCCAGUGCUGGUGCUGCAGAGCCUGAGCCACAUCUCUGUCUGGCUGCUGCUGAUCUUUGGCACCGACAUCCUUGCCAUGCAGUUCAUGGAGUUCUGUUACGGCAUCACUAUGGCUGCCCGGGUGGCCUACUCCUCCUAUAUCUUCUCUCUGGUCCCCUCCUCACGGUACCAGCGCAUGGCCAGCUAUUCUCGCACCUCCGUGCUGUUGGGGAUCUUCACCAGCUCUGUGCUCGGGCAGCUCUGUGUCACGGUUGGGGGCACCACCUUCAUGACCCUGAAUUAUAUCUCGCUGGGCUUCAUGUGCUUCGGCUUGAUGCUGACCCUCUUCCUGGAACGCCCCAAACGCAGCCUCUUCUUCAACAGGAGUGAACCUGUGUGCAAUGGUACCUCGCCCUCAGAGCUGGACCAAAUGAACCCUGGGGCUGGCAAGACAGUGUGGCACAAGGCCUCUAGCUGGCAGAACAUGGUCUUUUUCCGGAUGUUGAAGGAGCUGGUGACCAUUGUACGGCUCCCUCAGCUGAGACUUUGGUCCCUCUGGUGGAUAUUCAAUUCUGCAGGCUACUACCUGAUGCUAUAUUAUGUGCAGAUCUUAUGGAAUGACAUCUACCCUACUAGAGACAAUAGGAAAGUCUACAAUGGAGGCGUGGAAGCGGCUUCUACCCUCCUCGGUGCAAUCACCUCCUUUGCUGCUGGCUAUGUGAAAAUCCGCUGGACACUCUGGUCAGAGUUGGUGAUUGGUAUGGUGACGGCAUUCCAGGCAGGCCUCCUUUUGCUGAUGAACACAACCACCAACAUCUGGAUAUGCUAUGUGGCUUAUGUCCUCUUCAGGGGCUCCUACCAGUUUCUUGUGCCUAUAGCUAUUUUCCAGAUUGCAGCUUCCCUGUCGAAAGAGCUCUGUGCCCUGGUGUUUGGAAUCAACACCUUCCUUGCCACAGUUCUCAAGAGCACCAUCACCAUUAUCAUAACAGACAAAAGAGGCUUGGGUCUCUCAAUUCAUCCUCAGUUCUACAUUUACUUUGGCUACUUCACACUCCUGGCCACCGUAUAUCUUGCAGCAUCUGUGUAUGUGGCUGUGAGGCACAACGCAUGCAGGAAACCUCAAGAGGAAGCACCCCCCGCCAAGGAACUCCUCAGCCCAGUUGAGGGCAUUCCAGUCAACAGCCGAAACCCAGAAGUGGCUGCUUCUGAAGCCUGAACUACUACAGCAAGUGGCAAGAGGAGGGAAGCCUGCCUGCAUACAUACUCCUUGUUGUGGCAAUGUGACCAGCAGGUCAAUGCAGUUUUAUUCCAGAAUAUUGGACCAUCAACACAGAAGCUAAAGUAGAAAAGGCCUUGCAUGGCUUUGACAUGGGGCUUGUCCACAUGCUGCACAGAACUGACGGACUGAUUUCUGCACUCUCUCAUGUGCACCACCUCCUGGGCCAAGCUAAGAUUAUGGAAGCAAAAUUCACCAGUAUUACAGCCGGCCAUGUAAUGACUUUUAAGAAUGUGGGUUUAAGCACUGAAUUCCCCAACCCCUACAGCUUGUAAAUGAGUUAACAGGGAGGCACUUCUUUGUAGACAUUUUCUAUUUUUUAAAAGUAUACUAGUAAUUUGUUACCAGUAAAUUAUAAGCUGCAGGGAC